AUGGAUAGCUCGCACAGUCCACAAAAUGGCACAGUGGCCAACCGUAUUCGAGUCUUCCAGGACGUCCAGCAACUCCAGACACAGAUCCCCUCCUUCACUCUCCCUCCUCGCGCCCUCCGCGAGGCCAGAGACGCCAGUCUGUUCUCUGGCCAAGGGCGAAGCCGAGUCUCCAAGUUUACCCCUCCAGCCGGGCGAGUAUCCAUGGAUGGCAACGAAGGUAUCGGAGGAGAUGGCCGUCCUUCCGGGGCCUCCCAAGGAGACAGGCACGAGAUCGUUCCUGUACGGCCUUUCACCAGCAUGGACGGACCUGGCGACGAAAAACCUUCUGUCCACUGGCCGGCUCUGCGCCAAGUCGGUCAUCAACUCCGCCGCCAACAUCGCUCCAUGGAGAACGUUGCAGAUGAUCCUGCGCUGGAGAUUGCCAUGGCUAGAUCUCGACUUCGUUCCGUGGCUCCCACGCAAGCCACUGUCCAGGAAGAGCCAUCACGGGGCCGUUCUUACACGAUGGACGAGUUGAAUACCAUGUUGGAUGAUGCGAUCAAGAAUAGCUCACCCCAACCCGAAGUCACUUCCAGCGAGCAGCCCGUCAAUCUCGCCCCAAAGCCCGGUUUUGUCCUUCGUCGAGCAUCCACCCGGCAAGCUCGUCGUCCAUCGCAGCGUCGUCCUCGGUCCCGUGGCGUCAGCACCGAAUCUGUUGCGCCUCGUAGCAGUGAGGAAUCGACGAGAGUAGCUUACGAGGGGGAAAAGGAGACAGAGCAGCCAAGACAACACGACAUGAGCAGCAAACAACCUCAGAAGCCAGUGUCUCCUGCUGCUCCGUGGUCGAAACCACCUGCAGACCCAGCUGGAAGUCCUGUCAAGCAAAGAGCUGCCAUGUUUGAGAGCCUCAACAGAAAGCCCACCGGUCAUGAACAAGUUUGUCAACAUUUUGGGCACGAACAUGAGCCAUCACAUCAGCAUCAGCACCGCCCUACUAAGAAGAUCCACCGUAUCAAGUUUGGAGACACGAUUGAAGAGAGGCCAGGCACUCCCUUGAUUCCCCUGACAUUGCCGACCCUCGUCUCGCAAGAAAAGACCAGCAGACCUCCGAGCAGCAUGAAACAAGAGCCUGUUGCCUCUGAACUUCCCUACCCUAUUGAAGAAGAGACGGCAAGCGACGAUGUUUUCAAGGAAGGGAGGAAGCCUUCAAUAAGCUGGCCUUUCCGAUGGAGCAUUUUUAAAAAGGGAGCCUCUGCACCAGCUCAGGAGACCGACACGCCUGCCGUUGAUGCAGGGACAAAGGACGAACAUUAUCCCACCACUCGACCUAGUAUCGUGAGGAGCAAAGUUCAGGAUCUGCUGCAGGCUGCAAAUGAGAAAGACGAUGCAGAGCAGCGACGGCGAAAUGCGGAGAGAGAUCGUCUCAGUCGAAGACCAACUCGAGCUGAAACCCCAAGAAGGCAGACCGAAGCAAAUCGCGACGAGACAAGACAGGAGAAAAUGGUUGAUCCGAAGCCAGAAACUCCAGGGAAGGAGCUCAUCCAGAAGAUGCCCACAGAAACAGACGAUAAAAAGCCACCCCCUAGGACUCCUCUUCAACGUGCCAUGUCGGAAAAACAGGUCCUAGCACCACCCACGCGGGCUGAUCAAGAAGGUGAAUCAGGAUCAAGCCCGCGGAAGCCUCCGCCUCAGACUCCCAUUCGUGGAAGGUCCAUCUCCACCCAUCGGCCCUCAUUUGGGGAACAAAAGCGCGCUGUCCAGCAGCAGUUCAGUCUGAGUCCUGGCCCAAGCCGCAACGGUUCAAAACAACGUCAGGGUGUCAAGGUUGAGGUCGAGAUUCGUGACAGCCCCGAGCGCGAGGCUAGAGAGAGGGGGGACAAGAUUGUGAUCAUCAGGGCAGAUGUUUCAGAGGUGGAUGGGGGAGGUGCUGGGUCACCUAUUUGGGAGUCAGCAGAUUGA
This is a messenger RNA of Fonsecaea multimorphosa CBS 102226, 1938 nucleotides long. RefSeq lists its product as uncharacterized. The record is from RefSeq and is a predicted model, not a curated record. NCBI's taxonomy places the organism in Eukaryota, Fungi, Ascomycota, Eurotiomycetes, Chaetothyriales, Herpotrichiellaceae. The transcript is spliced from 2 exons. Bases 1 to 1938 code for a protein of 645 amino acids.